ACAUGGUUUCAUUGCAUCGAUAUGCAAGGCAAGUCCAUGUCAUCAUUAUUUUUCUCACAAAGUUACAACGUACAGCAAUUUGUUCUUACGCCUAUCAAGUUUUGGACUUUUGCAGGAUAUUUUUUUGACUUUGUGGUAAAAUUUGGUUCAUUUUCAUGAAAUUGUGGAACCUGCUAGUAGCCUCUAGUGACAUGUUCCACGUUCUUAUCCUCUCGUCUCUGUUAAUCAUACGUGUCUGUCUCCCACUAUCAUCAGUGCACGUUCCAUGUGAUCUUCCACACGUGAUCACACGCUAAUCAGAUCCUCACACAAUGCCAUGAUUCAAUCACUGUUGCCUUCCUAUUCCCUAUAUACACUGCAUGCUAACUAGGCGUUUAAGUUGGCCUAAAUUGGAUUUGAUUUGGUGCUUCCUUGUCUCAUCUUCAGCUAAACUCUGAUGGGAUUGUGAAUACUAAAUAUCUUGCUGGUGGGUAUUUGAUAUCUUCCUGAAAUAACUCGAGUGGCUGGAGGUUAAGAACUUUCUAGUUAAUCAUCCUAUCUUUUUUAAUCUUGAAGGGUUUAUUUUAUUAUAUAAUUUCGAAUAUUCAAGCUCUAGUUGUUUUUGGAUAGUGUUCUAUACUAUUUAUGCUUUUGUAACAUUUAUUAUUCUUUACUCGCUUUUGUUUUUCAUUUGGAGAUUUCCCCCCCUUUUUUUUUGUUAUAUUUACUGGUGGUCUUUAAAUUGGUGAGUGAGACAUGUGGGGAUGGGUUCUCUGAGUAGGAUUUAAUAGGUUAGAUGCCUCACGGAAGCAAAGUGGCAUGCAAGUUGGACAUCUUGAUAAGCUACCAGUUAGGUCUACUUUAGGAGUGAUUUGAGGCUCUUAUUCUAUGCUCUAUAGAUAUCUUUUAAUUUUGGCAAAAAUCGAGAUCCAACCUUUGGAUCCAAUAUCUUUUCUAUCAAUCUUCAUUCUUCAGAUAUUUUCUGCUGGUAAGGUUCUUGAAUAGGAGAACUGUGAAGUUUUGAGGUGAAUUCUGUGCCUUUUAUUGGAUAUGAGAAGCUUGUGGAGAAGUUAUUGUAUGAGGCUUAAAGCUUUGGCUUUGCCACGAAACGUCUGAAGUGUACAACAUGGGUAGCAACAGAACUAUUGUGUGGUUUAGAAGGGACCUUAGAAUUGAAGACAAUCCUGCAUUAGCUGCUGCUGCUAGGGAGGGUUCUGUAUUUCCUGUGUAUAUAUGGUGCCCUAAAGAGGAAGAACAAUUCUAUCCAGGAAGGGUGUCAAGGUGGUGGCUGAAGCAGUCUCUUGCUCACUUGGAUCAGUCACUGAAGUCUCUUGGAACCAGACUUGUUCUCAUCAAAACCCACAGUACUGUCACUGCUCUUUUGGAGUGUAUAAAGGCCAUUCAAGCAACAAAAGUUGUGUUCAACCAUUUGUAUGAUUCAGUUUCACUUGUCCGAGAUCAUAACAUCAAAGAAAAACUAGUAGAACUUGGCAUAUCUGUGCAAAGCUACAAUGGGGAUCUUUUAUAUGAGCCAUGGGAAAUAUAUAAUGAAAGGGGACAUACUUUUACUACCUUUGCCCCUUUUUGGAAGAGAUGCUUGCACAUGCAAAUGAAUGUUGUUUCUCUUAUUCCUCCAUGGCAAUUAAUUCCAGCUGAAGGAAAAGUUGCGGAAUAUUCAAUUGAAGAACUAGGUCUUGAAAAUGAAUCGGAAAAACCAAGCAAUGCAUUACUAGGACGAGCAUGGUCUCCAGGUUGGAGAAAUGCCGACAAGACGUUAACUGAAUUUGUGGAGCAGCAUCUACUUCACUACUCCAAGAAUAGGCUAAAAGUGGGUGGAGACUCCACCUCACUUUUGUCUCCAUAUCUUCAUUUUGGAGAACUGAGCGUGAGGAAAGUUUUUCAAUUGGCACGUAUGAAACAAAUAUUAUGGGCAAAUGAAGGCAAUAGUGUUGGUGAAGAGAGUGUAAAUCUUUUUCUCAGGGCCAUUGGACUUCGAGAGUACUCACGCUAUCUCUGUUUCAAUUUUCCCUUCACUCAUGAGAGAUCACUUCUUGGGCACUUAAAGUUUUUUCCUUGGAAUGCUGAUCCUGAUAUGUUUAAGACUUGGAGACAAGGUAGGACUGGCUACCCUUUAGUUGAUGCAGGAAUGAGAGAACUUUGGGCAACAGGAUGGAUACACAACAGAAUAAGAGUAAUAGUUUCCAGUUUUGCUGUGAAAAUGUUGCUUCUACCUUGGAAAUGGGGAAUGAAAUAUUUCUGGGACACACUUUUGGAUGCAGACCUGGAAAGUGAUAUCCUGGGUUGGCAGUAUAUCUCAGGGGGCUUACCAGAUGGUCACGAGCUUGAGCGCUUGGACAAUCCUGAGAUUCAAGGAGCUAAAUUUGAUCCAGAAGGUGAAUAUGUAAGGCAAUGGCUCCCCGAGUUGGCAAGAAUGCCAACAGAGUGGAUCCAUCAUCCUUGGGAUGCACCCCUUAGUGUGCUUAGAGCAUCAGGAGUUGAGCUGGGUCAAAAUUAUCCAAAGCCAAUCAUUGAUGUAGAUUUGGCCAGAGAAAAACUAACUGAAGCUAUAUUCAAGAUGUGGGAAUCUGAGGCAGCAGCAAAAGCUGCUGGCUCUGAAGCAAGGAAUGAAGUUGUUGUAGACAACUCCAACAGUGCUGAAAAUUUGGACAUUUCAAAAGUUAUGUAUAAGGGCAAGACUCCAUGUCCAACUAUUUCAGCUAAUGAUCAGAAAGUGCCUGCACUUCAGGAUCCGAAGAACGACCCGCCUAUUCGGAAGAGACCAAAAUGUGUGGCAGAUGAGGCACAUAACCAAGAUAAUAAUUCACAAAAUCAUAACAAAGAUACUGGGGUGUCAACCAUUGAUCAAGACAUGAGUUCCACAGCUGAUUCUUCAUUUAAGAAACAGUGUACCAGUGCAAGCACAUAUUCAUUUUCUGUUCCACAACAGUGUUCGUCAUCUUCUAAUCUAAAGUGGCCAUGGCAAGACCAGAUUGACAUGGAGCAGAGUUCGAGCAAAGAUGGAGCUAUGUGAGGAUAAUGCUGUUCUUAUUCAUAAAUCCUGUCGCAGCUGCGUUACUCGCUAUUAAAAAAAUGUACCAUAUUUAAGUGCUGCAGUUUUUUUUAGACUAUGCUAUGCCUUUGUUUUUCAUGGCUAUAUUCCCAAUCAGCUAUGUAAAAGGUUUGAGGAAAAAGAGCACAGGAUUGAAACACUAGCCAAAAUUGUAUAUUUUUUAUUUGUGCUGGCACCAUGCAUACAAACUCUGUAAUCAAAUAAUCUAUACAAUAAAUUCCUCUAAUAUAGCUUGCAUUUUAUUUUUG
Abrus precatorius (Indian licorice) is the source of this 3297-nucleotide messenger RNA. Its product is annotated as cryptochrome-1-like. The transcript has 5 exons. Gene Ontology annotation, molecular function: FAD binding; blue light photoreceptor activity; DNA binding. NCBI's taxonomy places the organism in Eukaryota, Viridiplantae, Streptophyta, Magnoliopsida, Fabales, Fabaceae. Bases 1106 to 3010 code for a protein of 634 amino acids. Gene Ontology annotation, cellular component: nucleus; cytoplasm. Gene Ontology annotation, biological process: blue light signaling pathway; entrainment of circadian clock by photoperiod; circadian regulation of gene expression. The record is from RefSeq and is a predicted model, not a curated record.